AUGUCACCACGCACGCCCAUUACAUCCCAACCGCCCACGUUCCUCCUCCCCUUCCGCGCAAAGCUGCACCAAGCCUCGACGCAGCAAGCCGCCAGCCCAACCUCGCAAUUCCACAACACCCAGCCCGAUAUCCCACCCACGCUUCUGCAGACGACGGACGCAACUGCGACGACGACGGCCUCCUCGUCCAUCACCACGACGACGGCGACAGUCACCGAGCCGUCCACGACCCAGUCGCUGUCGCGGCCGCUGGUGAUAUCUCGAUCUCUGCAGGAGCUGCUCCCGAAACUGUGCGUGCAGAAACCGCACUACAUCGUCGCCCAUGUCCAUCGGUUUCCCUACCUGCUGACCGAAGGCGACACGCUCCGUCUGCCCUUCCACAUGAAAGGCGUGUCGCCGGGCGACAUUCUGCGCUUCAACCGCGCCAGCAUCCUCGGCUCGCGCGACUAUACUCUCAAAGCCGGCACCAGCAAUACCGAGUCCUACGACGCCAAACGUACCGCCGAGCCCAAUUACCUGGACGAGCGGCUGUUCGAGUGCCGCAUGCGUGUGGUCGGGCUUGAGACGGGUCCGAUGAUGGACAAGGAGAAGAAGAAGCGGAGGAACAGGCAUCGCAAGGUCGUCCACAGCAAACACAAGUAUACCGUGCUGCGGGUGAUGCAGAUAAAGAUCAAGACUUUGGAAGAGCUGAACCAGGAGAAGGGCACGCUGCUGUUCGAGGCGCAGGAGGUCCUGGGCGGACAGGCUCAAUAG
This is a messenger RNA of Capronia coronata CBS 617.96, 753 nucleotides long. RefSeq lists its product as uncharacterized. Lineage: Eukaryota; Fungi; Ascomycota; Eurotiomycetes; Chaetothyriales; Herpotrichiellaceae. Gene Ontology annotation, cellular component: mitochondrial large ribosomal subunit. Gene Ontology annotation, molecular function: structural constituent of ribosome. The transcript has a single exon. Bases 1 to 753 code for a protein of 250 amino acids. The record is from RefSeq and is a predicted model, not a curated record.